Messenger RNA from Nematolebias whitei (Rio pearlfish), 748 nucleotides. RefSeq names its product zinc finger matrin-type protein 4. Gene Ontology annotation, molecular function: zinc ion binding; nucleic acid binding. The transcript has 5 exons. The annotation marks the transcript as partial. NCBI's taxonomy places the organism in Eukaryota, Metazoa, Chordata, Actinopteri, Cyprinodontiformes, Rivulidae. The record is from RefSeq and is a predicted model, not a curated record.
AAAAAAAACAUGGAGGAUUUUAAUGUCUGUACUCUGCUAACUGCUGGGUCAGACUCUCAUAGCAGCGUUAGUGGCUCCCCUAAUACUUCCUCUGUCGUAGGUGCUGAUAAAGUAAUAAACAGUAAAAUUGAUAGCACCCUGUUUAAAGGAGAACAGAGUGACGAGGAGUUCCUGAAGGCUUUCCUCACGGACACUUACUGCCACGUGUGCUCCACCCAGCUGAAGCUUGAAUCCCACCGAGCGACUCACUAUGAGGGGAAAAAACAUGCUCAGAAAGUCCAAGUUUUCCUUGAAGCUGCAAGAGCAGAGAAGACCACAGGAGCCAAACGUGCCAUGCCCAGUGAUAAAAAUCGUUUCUGCAAGCUGUGCAACAUGGUGUUUAGUUCCAGCAUAGUGGCAAAAUCGCACUAUCAAGGCAAAGUCCAUGCGAAAAAUCUUCGUAAACAAACUCUUCAACCUUCAGCCAAGCACUCAAUAGUUCAGGCUCAUGAAAACCUUGUGCCGAAAUUAGUCCAAGAGGAAAACGUGGAGCUUCACCUGGAUCCAACACCCACCUCAACACCCCCGUUUCCUUCAGCUUCCUGUGGCACAGACGUCGACCUUAAAGACCCCAACAAGUACUGUAGUCUGUGUGUUGCCUUGUUCAACAAUCCACAGAAGGCCCUGGAGCACUACAACGGACACAAACACCAGAAGAAUGAGGCCAGAGAGGAGCUGCUCAGAGAGCUGGGAGAAGAUGUACAACAAG